This is a messenger RNA of Pimephales promelas (fathead minnow), 608 nucleotides long. The record is from RefSeq and is a predicted model, not a curated record. Lineage: Eukaryota; Metazoa; Chordata; Actinopteri; Cypriniformes; Leuciscidae.
GUUCACACGAGCGAUCAUGACAUCACCGUGUUCAAUGACGUAGCAUCAUGGCGGCGCCCCACAACACCAUGAAAUUCUGGAAACCCGGCUCAGAGGCUCCGGGUGUGUGUGAGGAGAGAGAUCUGUCCACUGAGACCACCGGCUCGCCCAUCAUCUUUAACCCGCACACGGCUCUCUCCAUAGAGAAACAGAGGCAGAGGCUGCCUGUCUUCAAGCACAGAAACAACAUCCUCUAUGUGGUGGAGAGUUUCCAGACUGUGGUGAUUGUUGGAGAAACAGGAUCUGGGAAAAGCACACAAAUCCCACAGUAUCUGCUGGAGGCCGGCUGGGCUGCGGAGGGGAAGGUGAUCGGCGUGACGCAGCCUCGACGCGUUGCGGUCACCUCUGUGGCCAGCCGCGUAGCAGAGGAGAGAGGGGCGUUUCUCGGGCACGAGGUGGGAUACACCAUCAGGUUCGAUGACUGCUCAGACCCACACGCCACUCGCAUAAAGGUACAAACGCUCAUUCUCAUUCUCAAGCCCUAUCCGGACGGGACUAGUCUAACAUGGAGAGCCCACUUGACCGCAGUCUCAGAACAGCGCAUCAGCAGUGAACGCAAACAUGUUUAA